This is a messenger RNA of Cyprinus carpio (common carp), 2150 nucleotides long. RefSeq names its product vitamin D3 receptor A. Gene Ontology annotation, cellular component: nucleus. Lineage: Eukaryota; Metazoa; Chordata; Actinopteri; Cypriniformes; Cyprinidae. Gene Ontology annotation, biological process: positive regulation of transcription by RNA polymerase II; negative regulation of transcription by RNA polymerase II; cell differentiation. Gene Ontology annotation, molecular function: vitamin D response element binding; nuclear receptor activity; zinc ion binding. The record is from RefSeq and is a predicted model, not a curated record.
UCAGUCUGUGUUUCCUGCAUUCUGGAAAUCUCCCUACUAAAGGAAGUGCGCACUCCGUUUGUCACACUAAGAUGCACUGAAGUGUCCUCAGAAGUGAGUUAUGUCUUCUGCUGCCCAGGUAGGGAGUGUUUCUGCACAGUUCUGCUGGUGGUUUGGAUAAUAAUCCGCGGAGCUGACCGUGUUUCAGCAGAGAGGCCCCGCCUGCAGCUCUUCCCUCCCUAAACGGGCCCCUCUGUCUGGAUUUAGGGCCCCCCGUUCCUCUGCGUCUCCCGCCUGCCAGCUACGAGCCUUUUCUUUUCCUAGCCAGCGCUAAAAGCGAGGUCUAAAGUUCAGCGUUCCUGAGGUGCAGCUCUGGGUGGAGCUCCACAUUUGGAAAGCGAUUCUUGUUUUUUUUCCCGGAGCGGAGCUGCAGUUUUUCAGCGCUCGCUGCGAGUCUUCGGUGGCGUGGGAGAGGAUUCUGGACGGAUCUGAUCCGGGAUCAGCGCUGAGGCGUGACGCUGGUGAACGCCGCUGCGUUCGGCUGUUUGCAGCACACAUCUGAGCUUUCCAGAAUGUGAUGGACCCCAUGGCCGUGAGCACGUCUGCGACGGGUCAGGAUGAGUUUGACCGCAACGCGCCGCGGAUCUGUGGAGUGUGUGGAGACAAGGCCACCGGCUUCCACUUCAAUGCCAUGACCUGCGAGGGCUGCAAGGGCUUCUUCAGACGCAGUAUGAAGCGCAAGGCGAGCUUCACCUGCCCGUUUAAUGGGAACUGCACCAUCACCAAAGACAACCGUCGUCACUGCCAGGCCUGCCGUCUGAAGCGCUGCGUCGACAUCGGCAUGAUGAAGGAAUUCAUUCUGACAGACGAGGAGGUGCAGAGGAAGAAGGAUCUGAUCCUGAAGAGGAAGGAGGAGGAGGCGGCGCGGGAGGCGCGGAAACCUCGUCUGAGUGAGGAGCAGAUGCAGAUCAUCAACACGCUGGUGGAGGCGCAUCACAAGACCUACGACGACUCCUACUCCGACUUCGUCCGGUUCAGGCCUCCGGUCCGUGAGGGUCCAGUCACCCGCAGCGCAAGCCGAGCCGCGUCUCUUCACUCGCUGUCCGACGCCUCGUCAGAUUCAUUCAACCAUUCACCAGAGUCUGUGGACACUAAGCUGAACUUCAGUAAUCUGCUGAUGAUGUAUCAGGACAGCGGCGGCAGUCCAGACUCCAGUGAGGAGGACAACUCACGCCUGUCCAUGUUACCGCACCUCGCCGACCUCGUCAGCUACAGCAUCCAGAAAGUCAUCGGAUUCGCCAAGAUGAUCCCUGGAUUCAGGGACCUGACGGCUGAAGAUCAGAUCGCUCUGCUCAAGUCCAGCGCUAUCGAGAUUAUCAUGCUGCGCUCCAAUCAGUCGUUCAGUCUGGAGGAUAUGAGCUGGAGCUGCGGAGGACCAGACUUCAAAUACUGCGUCAAUGACGUCACCAAGGCGGGUCACACUCUGGAGCUGCUGGAGCCACUGGUGAAGUUUCAAGUGGGUCUGAAGAAGCUGAACAUGACUGAAGAGGAACACGUGCUGCUGAUGGCCAUCUGUCUGCUGUCUCCAGAUCGGCCCGGCGUUCAGGACCACGCUCGGAUCGAGGCGCUGCAGGAUCGUCUGUGUGACGUCCUGCAGGCGUACAUCCGGAUCCAUCACCCCGGCGGCCGUCUGCUGUACGCCAAGAUGAUCCAGAAGCUGGCGGACCUGCGCAGCCUGAACGAGGAGCACUCCAAGCAGUACCGCUCGCUGUCCUUCCAGCCCGAGCACAGCAUGCAGCUCACGCCGCUGGUGCUGGAGGUGUUCGGCAGCGAGGUGUCCUAGCGUCCCAGAGCCCCCCCGCAGCUCACGGGGGGCUGCAAGGUCCGGAUAACGUCUCGGGAUUCCCGCUUUUAAGCUACGGGGAAUUCCCGAAAGGAAUGUAUUAAUAAUGUAUGGAUAGAUCGAUGCAUAUAAACUAAUAUUUAUAUUUAAGAGAGAGAGAGAGAGAGAGAGAGAGAUGGUUUGUAUUAAAUGAAAACGUAUGGCCAGGUGAUCCUCUGUUGUAAUAGGAUUAGCAGGCUCUUCUAGUUCAUGUGCAUAGAUGAGUGUGUGUGUGUGUGUGCGUAUGUGUGAGACUUACACAAGUUAAAAAAAUUAAAUGCUAUUCAAA